AGUCGCUCCGGAGGAGGCGCGAAUCGCUCAGGGGUUGACUAAUUUGGGGUGGGGGUGCGGUGGGCGAUGGAGCAGCCUGAGGACAUGGCGUCGCUGAGCGAGUUCGACUCCUUGGCGGGCAGCAUCCCGGCCACCAAGGUGGAGAUCACCGUGUCCUGCAGGAACCUCUUGGACAAAGACAUGUUUUCCAAGUCUGACCCACUGUGCGUCAUGUAUACUCAAGGGAUGGAGAACAAGCAAUGGCGGGAGUUCGGGCGCACCGAAGUUAUUGACAACACUCUCAACCCCGAUUUUGUGCGCAAGUUCAUCGUGGAUUACUUUUUCGAGGAGAAGCAGAAUCUCCGUUUUGACCUAUAUGACGUUGACUCCAAGAGUCCUGAUUUAUCCAAACAUGAUUUCCUGGGCCAGGCUUUCUGCACCCUUGGAGAGAUUGUGGGGUCCCCCGGGAGCCGUCUGGAGAAGCCCCUCACGAUAGGAGCAUUCAGCCUGAAUUCCAGGACAGGCAAGCCCAUACCAGCUGUGUCCAACGGAGGUGGUCUUUGGAUGGAAAAUUUGAGAACCACUGGUCUGGAAGCCUCCGGUGGUGUCCCAGGGAAGAAAUGUGGCACCAUCAUCCUGUCUGCGGAGGAGCUCAGCAACUGCAGGGAUGUGGCCACCAUGCAGUUUUGCGCCAACAAGCUGGACAAGAAAGACUUCUUUGGGAAGUCCGACCCCUUCCUUGUGUUCUACAGGAGCAACGAGGAUGGAACGUUCACCAUUUGCCACAAGACUGAGGUCAUGAAGAACACCCUGAACCCAGUCUGGCAAACGUUCUCCAUUCCUGUGAGGGCUCUCUGCAACGGGGACUAUGAUCGGACCAUCAAGGUGGAGGUGUAUGACUGGGAUCGAGACGGCAGCCAUGACUUCAUCGGGGAGUUCACCACCAGCUACCGGGAGCUGGCCCGUGGGCAGAGCCAAUUUAACAUCUACGAGGUGGUAAACCCGAAAAAGAAAAUGAAGAAAAAGAAAUACGUGAAUUCUGGCACUGUCACCCUGCUUUCCUUUGCUGUGGAGUCAGAGUGCACCUUCCUUGACUACAUCAAAGGAGGGACCCAGAUCAACUUCACCGUGGCCAUUGAUUUCACUGCUUCCAAUGGGAAUCCCUCGCAGUCCACAUCCCUGCACUACAUGAGCCCCUACCAGCUGAACGCCUAUGCACUGGCGCUGACCGCCGUUGGGGAGAUCAUCCAGCACUAUGACAGCGACAAGAUGUUCCCCGCCCUUGGCUUUGGUGCCAAGCUGCCCCCAGAUGGCAGGGUGUCCCACGAAUUCCCGCUGAACGGCAACCAGGAGAACCCCUCGUGCUGCGGCAUCGACGGCAUCCUAGAGGCCUACCACCGCAGCCUGCGCACGGUGCAGCUCUAUGGCCCCACCAACUUUGCCCCCGUGGUCACCCACGUGGCCAGGAAUGCUGCGGCCGUGCAGGACGGCUCCCUGUACUCCGUGCUGCUCAUCAUCACGGACGGGGUCAUCUCAGACAUGGCACAGACCAAGGAAGCCAUUGUCAACGCUGCCAAGCUCCCCAUGUCCAUCAUUAUCAUCGGCGUGGGCCAGGCAGAGUUCGACGCCAUGGUGGAACUGGAUGGUGAUGAUGUGCGGAUCUCCUCCCGGGGGAAGCUGGCCGAGCGGGACAUUGUCCAGUUCGUGCCCUUCCGGGACUACGUGGACCGCACGGGCAACCACGUGCUGAGCAUGGCCCGCCUGGCCCGCGACGUGCUGGCGGAGAUCCCUGACCAGCUGGUGUCCUACAUGAAGGCGCAGGGCAUCCGCCCCCGCCCCCCGCCCGCGGCGCCCACACAGUCACCCCCACAGUCCCCGGCCCGCACGCCCCCUGCCUCCCCUCUGCACACGCACAUGUGAACCUCCUGCCGGUCCACAGCAGGCAGGAGGCUGGGGCCCCGGGGAGACCACUAGAGCGGUAGGCAGGUCCCCGGACUCCCUACAGUCGGCUCACCCGGCCUGGCCUUCGGGACAUCUGUGUACCUGGGUGCCGGCAGGGGCUGGGGCCUCCAGAGACCCUUCCUCGAUUUCCUGGCCUCACCUACUGCUCAAUCCCUGAGAGUUGGGGGGUACAGGUGACGGAAGGGUGCACCAAGUUCUGGGCCCCAGGGCUUCUCUUCUUCCCUGACACCUGGUUCUAGCCCCACAAGGAAAGUGUUAACAAUUGGGGUGAUUGGGGCACCCCCCCAGCCCACCUUGGGCGAUCCCGUCUGCUUACCUACUCCCCUGAAGCCCCCCUUCCCCUCCUGUCCUAUCCCCAGCCCCACCCUGUGAUCGACCCUGUGCCCUGUUUCUAGUGAACCCCAGGAGGCGGGUGGGUCUGCGGGAAUGCCUGAACACGUGACCCCUCCUAGGGGCACCGUAUGCAAUGGGAGCCCUGCAGACCUGGGGGACCGCGGGCCAUGUGGUGGGCCUGAAAUGAGGCUUCUCGGCAGAGUCCUUUUUGUGCCCCUCAAGCCCGGUAGGAUGCUGGUCCUAGACACACAGAUCCGCAGGCCUCUCACAGGUGUGGGCCCCCGGGCACGUCCACAGUUGACUCCUGGCUCAGGCGAUGCUUCCGCCCUCCAGAGGCUGCCCGGGGCCUGAUGUGACCACUCUUCUGCCCACCUGGAGGCUGGGGCAGGGAGCAGCUCAGCCCCAUGCUCCCACGCUGUUCUCCUUUGCCCUCUAUCCCAGGAGUCCUGGGUUUGAGCCCUGCCUCCUCUCCCUGCCUACUCUGGCACCCAAGCAAGACUCUCCUGCCUUUUGGGCCUCAGUUUCCACAUCUGUACAGGGAGAGGGUUGACCAGAUGGCCCCAGAUUUUGCUUCAGCUCUGACAUCCCCAGAGUUCCUUCAUCCCAUCCCCAGCUCUGCCCUCCCGCUUCUAGCCAAUGUGACCUAGGCCGUCUUGGCUCUAGGGUCACCCCGAUCUGUCCCUUCAGCUGUCAGCCAUGGGCUCUGGCGUCUGAGCCCAAGCUCCUGUCCCUGCCACGGGGAAGGUGGGAAGAGGGAUCCCACCCCCAGGCCCACCCAGCCGCCCAGCCUUUGCCCCUGCGGGGAGCAGGUCAUGCAUGCCCGUCCCUCCCGCCGCAUGGGGCGCCUCAGCCCGCCAACCUCUCCAUGCCUGGGUGGAGACCAGGCCCCAUCCCAUCUGCUGCCCGACUCCGCUUCCCCCCUGUCAUGCAUGAUGGUGGUGUUUCUAAGGUGUCUGGUCCUGUCUGGUCCUGUGCCCGUCUCUGAGACAGUCUCUGUGUGGAAUUUGCCUUAAACUGAAGUAAAUUUGGUUCUUUUAGUAAAGUA
Carlito syrichta (Philippine tarsier) is the source of this 3319-nucleotide messenger RNA. RefSeq names its product copine 5 (gene CPNE5). The transcript is spliced from 22 exons. Gene Ontology annotation, biological process: cellular response to calcium ion. Gene Ontology annotation, cellular component: plasma membrane. The coding region runs from base 67 to 1899 and encodes 610 amino acids. The record is from RefSeq and is a predicted model, not a curated record. NCBI's taxonomy places the organism in Eukaryota, Metazoa, Chordata, Mammalia, Primates, Tarsiidae. Gene Ontology annotation, molecular function: calcium-dependent phospholipid binding.